Messenger RNA from Austrofundulus limnaeus, 1100 nucleotides. RefSeq lists its product as uncharacterized. The record is from RefSeq and is a predicted model, not a curated record. Lineage: Eukaryota; Metazoa; Chordata; Actinopteri; Cyprinodontiformes; Rivulidae.
UUAACCGAUCUCGGCUGGAGCAUAGUUGGUUGCUCAUCUCAAAUUCAAAAUCACAAUGAUGUUAUCGGUACAAGUCACAGAAUCAUUGUUCGUGAAGUAUUUCCUGUUUCACAACCAGCAGUUGAACUCAAGCAACGAGUGCAUUUUGUAUGCAGAACUCAAGUAAAGGAAAUCAGUCCAACUGAUGUGACAAAAGCUUUGGAAUCCGAUUUCUCUGAACAUGCAACAGAUGACAAUCAAGUUUCACAGGAAGACAUUUUGUUCAUGUCAAAGGUUACCAAAGGCAUAAAACAGAAGAAAGAUGGUCACUACGAACUCCCGUUACCAUUCAAAACAGACGAUCCGAAUCUCCCAAAUAAUAAGCAAAGUGCUGAACACAGAUUGUCUUCAUUGGAACGUCGACUCAAAAAGGAUGAGAAAUACUAUAAAGAUUAUGUCAAGUUCAUGAAUGAUAUUAUAACCCGCGGAGAUGCAGAAAAGGUGCCAGAACAAGAACUGGACAACAAGACAACAUGGUACAUCCCACACCAUGGGGUUUACCACCCCCACAAACCUGAGAAAAUACGUGUGGUUUUUGAUUGUUCUGCACGCUUCCAAGGAACAUCUCUCAACGAUCAUCUUUUGACUGGACCGGAUCUUACCAAUACACUGGUCGGAGUGUUAUGCCGAUUCAGGAAGGGCCCCAUUGCCAUUAUGUGUGAUGUGGAAAGAAUGUUCCACCAAUUCCACGUCAUUAAGGAACAUCAAGAUUAUUUAAGGUUUCUUUGGUGGGACAAUGGUGAUUUGAACUCCGAACCUUCAGUUUACAGGAUGAAAGUGCAUCUUUUCGGAGCAGCCUCAUCUCCUGGAUGUUGUAAUUUCGGACUCAAACACAUUGCAUCAGAAGGAAGAAACAAGUUCAAUAAAGAGACUGUUCAGUUCAUCCAAAGAGGUUUUUACGUCGACGAUGGACUUGCUAGUGUAACAUCAAUAGCUAAAGCCAUACAGCUGGUCGAAGAGUCAAGGGAACUUUGCAAAACAGGCAACCUACAUUUGCAUAAGUUUGUGUCAAACAAUAAAGAAGUGCUUGCAACAAUUCCGCAAGAAGAACAAGCUGAAUC